AUGGGCAAGAAGAGCUACCAGAACUAUGGCAAGACCUUCAGAAAGCCCAAGCGACCAUUCGAGAAGGAGCGAUUGGAUGGCGAAAUGAAGAUCAUCGGCGAGUACGGCCUCAAGAACAAGCGUGAGGUGUGGCGCGUCCAGUACGCGCUGGCCAAGAUCCGCACGGCAGCCCGAACGUUGCUGACCCAGGAGGAAAGGAGUGAGACACGUAUCUUCCAGGGAGAGGCAUUGCUGCGCCGCAUGGUUCGUCUGGGCCUUCUCUUGGAGUCCGAGAAGAAGCUCGACUUCGUGCUGGGCCUGACCACGGCCAAGAUCAUGGAGCGCAGGCUGCAGACCAAGGUCUUCAAGCUUGGCUUAGCCAAGUCCAUCCACCAUGCCCGCACACUGAUCCGCCAGCGCCACAUCCGUGUGGGCAAGCAGAUCUGUGACAUUCCUUCCUUCUUGGUGCGCCUGGACAGCGAGAAGCACAUCGACUUCGCCCUGACUUCGCCCUUCGGUGGAGGCCGUCCAGGCCGUGUGCGACGCAAGAUGAUGGCCUCCAAGGGCGGAGGCGGUGGUGGCGAUGAUGAGGAGGCGAAGCGCUGCUCUGUGUGGAGGGGAGAGCUGAUGUUCUUUGUCCCGCUGUCUCUCCCGAUGGCGACACCGGAUGCCUUCCGGAAGGGGGACCUCGUGGAGGUGUUUUACCGGAUGCCAGCUCCGGAAGACCUCGGCCGCGAGCGGGUGGACAUGAUCGGGGAUCGCUGGAUCCUCUGCGCCGCUCCGGUCUUGGGAAACAACAGGCCGCGCAUUGGCUGGACCCAGCGCUGGCUCCCUGCCGUGGUGGUGGAGGCCACGGAGGCCCCGGAGGAGGAGCAGGAGGUCCGGUGCCGCUGGGAACUACGCCAGUGGUAUGACUGGGCCACCGGCGACCACAUCGAGGUCACGACGGACCCCCAUGCUCUGGUUCACGAAGUUGGAGCGCGCAUGGUGCGGAGGCGAUCGGCAGAUGCAUGGAACAUUCCGAAGACAUGCAACUGGAAUUCCAACAUGCUGUACCCACGGUGCGGCACUGAAAUGGCAGUCGGUGGGUGCGAAGUUGCCGUUUCCUUUAUCGUGUUCCAGUGGGGUGCUGCAAAGAUCGGGGUGCAGUACGAUUCCCACUCUUGGGGAGAAUCGGAAGGUUCAACCGUGUCGAACCGUUUCAUUCAAAAAUUCUUUCAAGAUGCUGUGAUUCCCAAGUACCAAUGUGACUACGAGGUCCUGACGGUCUUCAUUCAACAUAGUGAUGAGUUUGCAGGAAUUUCAGCUGAAUUCCUUGCAUCGCUCUGCCGGGGUCGGUCUGUGUGUGCCCUUUACUUCUUGUGGCCUAUCCAGGGAUACCAAAGCUAUGGUGAGAAGUUGCCCACCGCAGCGGCUUAUGUCACUGCAGAGCCCUUCUAUGCCCUCGUAAGUCGCAUGGAAACUGCGGGCAUUCCGACAAGGUGGCCGCACCCCGUGCAGCUCUGGAAGCUCUUGACCUCGAAGGACUGGAUCUCGCAGCUUUGUAGCUCUUGGCAGUUCCAAAUUCCCGUGACCACCCGGGUCUCCAAAGCUUUGGUGCUCGUGGACCCCCCGAAGGCCGCUCUGAUGGCGCUCAGUGCCCUCCGAAUGCUACAGCGAGCCCGGCGGGAGGCUUGGAAGGCUACGCACUCGGAUUGGAGCGAAGGGGAGGCCGAGCUGGUGGUGAAGCUGGGCUACAGCUACGAGGCAGCAGAUGUGAGGAUGGUGAAGCCAGAAACCCUGGCCGAGGCCAUGUAUAGCCUGGUGACCCAGCCGAACUACACAAACGACUGCGUCUACGUACAGGAGCGCGUGCGGACGGUGCACUUGGAGGCGCGGUGCUUCGUUCUGAACGGCGAGGUCGUGGAAGCGCUCUUCACGAGGUUCGCGAGGAUCGACUGCAACGGUUACGUCCGAGACUACGAAAAGAGCUCCCAAAACGCCCAGGAGGAGCCCCUGAAGUGGCUCUUGAAUGACGAGGCGGCCUUUGAGGAUGCAAGGUCUCAGAUGAGGCGCUUGUCCCGUCUCUGGCAUCUUUGGCUCCUGACGCAGUCGGCCGAGCCGACGGUGUCCGUUCGGAUCGACUACCUCGUGGAGCGCGUGGCGCCGGGCAGGGCCGAGGUGUGGACCUGCGAGGUUGGGGAGCAGGGGUACAGCAUGGAAGGCAUCGAUCCUGCCCUUGUGUUCAAGGCCGUCGUUGACACUGUGUGA
Symbiodinium sp. CCMP2592 is the source of this 2229-nucleotide messenger RNA. Lineage: Eukaryota; Dinophyceae; Suessiales; Symbiodiniaceae. The record is from the annotation of a GenBank genome assembly.